AUGGUAUCGUUACGGUCUAUCGCGACUGCUAUCGCAGGUGUCGCCCUGUUCUUCGAAACCUCACUAGCGAGCUCAGUUAAGCGCAACGCCGUUAACUAUAUUUCAUUCAUCGACGAGCCUGUUAUUAAUACACCGUCCCACCGAAUCCGUGCUGAUUCGCAUUUCGAUCUCCUAUUCUCACUACACAGCGGACAGGAGAAGAUUCGCCUUCAACUCGAACCUAACCACGAUAUUCUACACGACAACUUCGCCAUUACUUACAUCGGAGCCGAUGGCACUGUACGAUCUGUUGAAACGAUAAAGCGGGAGGACGACAAGGUCUUUAAAGGUUCCGUCUUUAUCCAGCGCAUCGGAAGAGAGGGAUGGACAAAGGCUGGUUGGGCAAGAAUUACGAUUCAUCGCGAUGGCAAAACCCCUGUUUUCGAGGGUACUCUUCGAAUCGACGGCAAUCACCACCAUAUCCAUACCGGUACCAAUUACCAGCAAGUACGACACGAAGAUGACCCUGUUUUGUCAUCCUCGGAAACCAGCGACGAUGUCAUGGUUGUCUGGCGCGAUUCUGAUAUCAUGUCUUUUCAUUCCGAAGAGUUGAAGAAGAGAGAGGCUUCGGCUGCGCUCUGCAACUCCGACACCUUGGGUUUCAACAGCAAGUUUCACGAACUUGAGGGCUUUGAUACAUUUGGCGUCGCAAACUCUAAAUCUCUCUUUGGACGACAAUCCAUCGACACCGGAAACACGGGCGACCAGGGUAGCAGUGUUGACCUACAGUCAACGAUUGGUUCAGUGAACGGCUGCCCGACUAGCCGAAGGGUCGCCCUUCUGGGUCUCGCGACUGACUGUGAAUACACUUCGACUUUCAACUCUUCUGAGGCGCUCCGAAAGAGUGUCAUUAGAAUGGUCAACGAUGCAUCCCAGGUUUACGAGAGCAGCUUUAACAUUACCCUGGGUAUCCAAAACCUCACCAUUAGUGACGCAAACUGCCCCGGCAGCCCAUCCGACACGGCGCCUUGGAACCAAAAGUGUUCUAAAGAUGUGAAUUUGUCAGACCGCUUGAACCUAUUUUCUGCAUGGCGUGGCCAGAACCCAGAUAGCAACGCUUACUGGACACUGCUGAGCAAAUGUAACACGGAUUCUGCGGUUGGUCUUGCCUGGCUAGGUCAACUCUGUCGCCCUGGCGCUUCGGCCAACGCCAACAGUGGAGGCCGAAACGAAACCGUCGCCGGAGCCAACGUCGUCGUUAGAACUUCAGCAGAGUGGCAGGUUUUUGCCCACGAGACAGGCCACACCUUUGGUGCUGUCCACGACUGCACUUCGGCUGCCUGUCCGGUCUCAUCGAACGCGCAGGCAUGCUGCCCUCUGAGCAAAUCGUCAUGCGACGCCAAGGGAGACUUCAUCAUGAACCCCUCCUCUAGACCUGGCAUCAGCGAGUUCUCGCCUUGCAGUAUUGGAAACAUUUGCUCAGGAUUCAGACGCAACGUCAACUCGGAGUGUUUGACUGCAAACAGAAACGUCAAAACCAUUUCGGGCCAGCAGUGUGGUAACGGAAUUGUGGAGGAGGGUGAGGAUUGCGAUUGCGGUGGCGAGGAAAGCUGCGGCAGCAACCCUUGCUGUGAUGCAAAGACGUGCAAGUUCAAGGGUGAUGCUCAGUGCGAUAACUCCAACGAGGAGUGCUGUACCGACGAAUGCAAGUUCGCUUCUUCGGGAAGUGUCUGUCGGUCAAGCACUGGCCCCUGUGAUCCCGAGGAGAAGUGUACAGGAAAGGAUGCGACAUGCCCCAAGGACGAACACAGCGACGACGGCGAAAACUGCGGCGACGGACUUCAAUGCGCCUCGGGCCAGUGUACAUCGCGGGAUGAGCAGUGCCGAGCUAACUAUCAGAAUACCACAGAGUCAUCGAUCGUCAAGGCUUGCUCUAACAGCUGCCUUCUCUCUUGCCAGACCUCAGGCGAUGGUUACUGUCUGCAGCGAAAUCAGAACUUCCUUGACGGCACGCCUUGCGGCGGUGGCGGAGGCAAAUGCCAGAACGGAAACUGCGAAGGAUCAUCGACAUGGAAGGAGAUUGAGAACUGGUUCAGAACCAACAAGAACAUUGCAAUCCCUGUCGGAUGUGUUCUUGCCGGACUUCUGGCCCUGGCUUUCUGUUGUUGCUGCUGGAGCUGUAUUCGACGACGCAUGGCUCGUCGCAAAGCUGCGAAGCGACCAGCCAUGAGCGCCUGGCCAGGAUACCCUCCUCCUCCUCCUGUUCCAGGACAUGGCCCCCCAGGCGGAUACCAAUAUGCACCUAUUGAUCACAACAACAACGGAUGGCAGCAGCAGCAGCAGCGAUCUCGCAGUAUGAGAUAUGCUUAG
Fusarium coffeatum is the source of this 2349-nucleotide messenger RNA. RefSeq lists its product as uncharacterized. Gene Ontology annotation, molecular function: metalloendopeptidase activity. Gene Ontology annotation, biological process: proteolysis. The transcript is spliced from 2 exons. Lineage: Eukaryota; Fungi; Ascomycota; Sordariomycetes; Hypocreales; Nectriaceae. The record is from RefSeq and is a predicted model, not a curated record. The coding region runs from base 1 to 2349 and encodes 782 amino acids.